AUGACGGAAAGCUCCGCGACCAAGCUGCUGAACGGAGACGUCUGCCGGCGGACCUCGAACGGAAAAAACGCCAGUAAAAAUGGCUACGUGAAAAACCACAGCUUGUUUAAACAGCCACACAAGUAUCAGCGCCCCAGGGAUAAGAACCAAAAUCUCCAACAUAAUUCCAGCUUGUACAAGAAGCCCUUCUUGGAAUCCUUUGAGGAGACUCCCCUGCUGGUCGCUGUGCUCACCUACAUGGGCUACGGCAUUCUCACCAUCUUCGGCUACCUCAGAGACUUCCUCCGCCACUGGAGCAUCGAGAAGUGCCACGUGGCCAGCGAGAGAGAGGAGCAAAAGGAUUUUGUUCCUCUCUAUCAGGAUUUUGAGAACUUUUACACAAGGAACUUGUACAUGAGGAUCCGAGACAACUGGAACCGGCCAAUCUGCAGUGUCCCAGGCGCCAAGAUGGAUUUGGUGGAGAGAGUGACUCACAACUACAACUGGACAUUCGAGCACACAGGUAAAGUGGUGAAGAACGUUAUCAACAUGGGCUCGUACAACUACCUGGGCUUUGCCGAGAACACCGGGACCUGCGCCGACGCUGCCAUCCAAACCACGCAGGUCUACGGAGCUGGAGUGGGAAGCACCCGCUGCGAGAUGGGGAACCUGGACAUCCAUGAGGAUUUGGAGCAGCUGGUGGCCAGAUUUCUGGGGGUCGAGUCGUCCAUGGUCUUCGGCAUGGGCUUUGCGACAAACUCCAUGAACAUUCCUGCUCUCACUGGAAAGGGCUGCCUCAUCCUGAGCGACGAGCUGAAUCAUGCGUCACUGGUGCUGGGUGCUCGGCUGUCGGGGUCCACAAUUCGAGUCUUCAAGCACAAUAACAUGCAGAGCCUUGAGAAGCUGCUGAGAGAUGCCAUAGUUCACGGGCAGCCCAGAACUCACAGACCCUGGAAGAAAAUCCUCAUCGUGGUGGAGGGCAUCUACAGUAUGGAGGGGUCCAUUGUGCGACUACCUGAGGUGAUAGCUCUGAAGAAGCGCUACAAAGCCUACCUGUACUUGGAUGAAGCUCAUAGUAUCGGCGCUCUGGGGUGCAAUGGCAAAGGCGUGGUGGAUUACUUUGGCCUGGAUCCCAAAGACGUCGACAUCAUGAUGGGAACGUUCACCAAGAGCUUCGGGGCUGCAGGCGGAUACAUCGGGGGCAAGAAGGAGCUGAUCGACUACCUCCGCCGCCACUCUCACAGUGCCCUGUACGCCACCUCCAUGUCCCCCCCCGUGGUUCAGCAGAUAAUCACCUCCAUGAAGAUCAUCAUGGGAGAGGAUGGGACCUCGUUGGGUGCCGACCGCCUCAGGCAGCUCUCGGAGAACACCACUUAUUUCCGGAGGAAACUCCAAGACAUGGGCUUCAUCAUUUACGGCAACGACGACUCCCCGGUCGUACCCAUGAUGCUCUACAUGCCCGCCAAGAUCGGGGCCUUCGGCAGAGAGAUGCUGAAGAGGAACAUCGGCACAGUGGUCGUCGGCUUCCCGGCGACGCCCAUCAUCGAGUCCAGAGCGCGCUUCUGCGUCUCCGCCGCUCACACCAGAGAGAUGCUGGACACGGCACUGGAGGCCAUAAGCGAGGUGGGCGACCUGCUGCAGCUGAAGUACUCCAGACGCCAGCAGCCGCUGCCCUCGCCGGGCUGGACGUCGGAGGAAAGCCUCCUCCAGGACUGA
Molecule: messenger RNA, 1695 nt
Organism: Menidia menidia (Atlantic silverside)
Lineage: Eukaryota; Metazoa; Chordata; Actinopteri; Atheriniformes; Atherinopsidae
Source: the annotation of a GenBank genome assembly